AAAGACAUUAAAGUAGAAGGAAAGAAAAAUGAGACAUUAAAGUAGAAGGAAAGAAAAAUGAGACAUUGAAGUAGAAGGAAAGAAAAAAUGAGACAUUAAAGUAGAAGGAAAGAAAAAAUGAGACAUUAAAGUAGAAGGAAAGAAAAAAUGAGACAUUAAAGUAGAAGGAAUGAAAAAAAUGAGACAUUAAAGUAGAAGGAAAGAAAAAAUGAGACAUAAAAGUAGAAGGAAAGAAAUAAUGAGACAUUAAAGUAGAAGGAAAGAAAAAAUAAGACAUUAAAGUAGAAGGAAAGAAGGAAAGAAAAAAUGAGACAUUAAAGUAGAAGGAAAGAAAAAUGAGACAUUAAAGUAGAAGGAAAGAAAAAAUGAGACAUUAAAGUAGAAAAUAAUUAAGAUAAUACAUAAAGUUAGAAUAAAAUAAUUUACUUAAUGAAAAUGUUAUUUUACUACGAUAUAUAUUAUAAUAUUAUUGGAUUUACUUUAAAAAGGAGUCAGCUUUAUUUUCAAUGCUUUUUAACAGUUUCUCAUGCUGUUUUAAACAGAAUUAAAAUCGUUAUGCAUAUUACGCUAAAUUUCACUAAUUUUCCACACGAUUUAAGCAAUUGCAUUUCAGUAGGCUCAUAAGAGGCAUGUAUAAAUCAUUAAAUAACUCAUCUACAUAAUACUAUAAAUACUAAUUGAUGAAACUGUUUUCAUACGAAGUAAUGAAAAUCAAUGAGUUUGUAGAAUUGUUAAAACCCAGUUGUGUAAAUAAUGAUGCCAUUAUUGUAGCGGGAGUUUUAUAAUACAAAUUAAGGUAUUGAGUAUGCUACACUGUCUAAUAUAAUAGCAAAUAUCAAUAUCAAAAUUUGACAGCAUCAAUAGAGGCAAAUUCAUUUGUGUUAUGUGAACAGGAUUUAAUUCUGAUGACAUGAUGCUGUAUUCUAGUGAGGAAUCUUGUCUAUAUCAAAGCAGCUUAAGUUUGAUUAGGAAUGAGGUACUUAACAAAACAACAUGGCGAUCAGAAUACAGACAAAUAGCUUUGCUGCUAUUGCGAUCCAAGUAAUGAUGAAUGUAUGGUUAAUUUCAAGUGUUCUGUCCAAUUGCCAGUUUCCUGAUUUUAUAAAUCACCAAGAUGUUUGGACUAGAAAAAAUAGUGAAGGCGCUACCUUAACUGCGUACAUCAAACCGCACAUGAUAACAGCUAAGUACUGUCCGUAUGUUGGAUCUGCUUGUCAGCAUUAUGUCCAACACUGUGUGGAAAAACGAGACAACAACAAGUACAUUGUAAAACACGAAAUUCGGUCGACUGGAUACUCUCCCACUCAUUAUCUCUGUAUACAGUUUAUCUUCCGGUCUCCUACAGUGUUACAGAUGAAAGAAUCAGAAAAGAUGGAUAAACCUUCUAAGGAAUUAUGUAAUAAUAUAGUUUUGAACAACUGGCCUCUGUUUUCAACUUCACUCGGAACAGCCCCACCAAUUACUUGUCCUUUCUCAGGCGGGUACAAUAUGCGCAUUAGCUCAAAUGGUCAUGAGCUGUGUUCGAAUAAAAUGCUCAGUCCAAGAAUAGAGAGUGAAUGCGAGGCAGGAGACGGAAUCUCAGUUGACUUCAAACACAAAGAGUGUAUCCAUGAAAAUUUAAAAAGCAUGAGAAUGAAUCUAAGACAGCAUAUUGACUGCAUGGCCACGUGGACGGAACGUAAUUACCAGUUUAUCAUUUUGCGACCGGAUUCAGAUCAUGCUCUUUGUUUACGCAUUAAGAAACCUCUAGAUAACAUCAGACAUGCAUAUCUUUUUAUGGAUCUAGUCUGUGAUCCUGGAAACUCUGUAGGUCAGCCUGAGGACUCUCGAAAUUUUCUGUCCAUUGAGUUUGAAAGGAAAUAUAUCCAUUCAGUAUGUGAAAACGAAUUUGAAGGUUGUUCGGAUGAACGAUUUUGCGACACUGAUAUGAGAGCACAUUGUAAACUCACAUGUGGGCCAUGUCGCUCUGACGAAAUAUGUGCAUUUCCAGAAUACCUCCGACGUGUUUGGAGUAUUUACGACCGGAAAUAUGCCCAGACUAAUAAAAUGCGGUAUGUGAACAUUACUAAUUAUGAAAUAGAUUUCCCGGAUGUUGGUAAGUUUCAGUGUUUGUACAACAAUGUUACUGCUAAACAUCGAUCCAUUUUAUUACACACGUUUGAUAACGGUUGUUAUCCAAAGUUCACAUGCAUGGAAACAUAUUACUCAUCUGAUACCGUUCGUCAGUUUAGACUUGGAAGGCGCAUUAACUGGCCAGUACUCGACUUGUCACGUGUAAAGAGUCAAGCAUGUAAAUCUAUAAUGUUUAAGAAAGAUUACCAAAUUGGUGAUAGCAGCGAAAAAUUUAAAAUUCCAAAAAUUACGGUAAUCGAUGCAAGUUAUACUAAGAGUCAAAACUGUAAACUUGACUACGAGUUCCGUAAUCACCUCAAUGGACUUUACUUCCAAGAAGGGGAUAAAUGUGAUGGUUGUGUGUACUAUGACAGUAUAACCAAUCCGCAUUAUUUUGAGGUGAGAACCAUAAACUGUCCAAAUACGUUGGAUUAUUUAGAAUAUAUCUGUUUGGCAUCAUUUAAAUUUGAUAACGAGACUUCCGCCGUAGUGACUGGUACCCGGAUCAGACGUUCAGAUACAUUCAGACAAUUUUUAUGUUGGGUUUUUACUGGGAGCGGUGAAAAGAGAAAAAUUGUUGUUUUUGAUGCUGCCGAUUGCAAUGAAGUUCAGUUACAAUUAUCGUUAGCUGGGGAUGUAAUUCCAAAAAGUAUGUUUGAUGUAAUGGAAAAACCACCAAAACUGUGUCCUCGUCCCAUAGAUGACCAACCUCGAGAGAUACCUAUCAUACCAAUAAAAACGAGUUCGGUAACGCCAACCCCUGUCAAAAAGAAGCCCCAGGACGAGUACAAAUUAUCAACCGGUUUUAACAAAGGACCCCUGAUUCCAAAUAAGCCUGUUGUUACAGAUCGACAGAAUGCAGACUCAUCCUCAUCUUUACCACAGCCACUAGAACUCACUAUCAUUUGCUUAUUCGUGCUGUUACGAACUUUAUGCACUACAUAAAGAUACACCACAAGAAGAAAGUGGUAAUAUUAUGUGGAUUAAGAAAAUGUUGACGAAUUCAUGAAGUUCGCAUAUAUAAAUGUGUUCUAAAUUUGUUUAUUGUGAACAACAUGCCAGAGAGUACCAAUCGCAUUAUGUUGUUUUAAUCACAGAUCUAAUCUACACAUAACGUUAGAUGAAGGCAGUUUUGUUGUGCGCAAGUGUCUGAUAAGGGGUAUUUCAAGUGUGAACUAUUUGCACAUUGAUAUUCCAGUUAACACAAGUGGAUGUAAGAGGAAAGAACAUUUUGAUAAAGGGAUUGUGUACAUAUAUGGAAAACCUUUAGUAUAAUUGUACUUACAGAAUCCUAGUCAUCGCUUGCCAUUUUUAAACAUUUGAAUGCAAGACAUAAGGUUAUCGACUUCGUAUGUGGACUUUUUACUUGCUCAAAUAGGAUCUCGUUAGUUAACCGUAGUGUCUUUGUAGUCAUUUUCUGUCAUAUUUAAGUCUCCCAAACGAAGUUUGGGAAGACUUAUUGUUUUUGCUCAGUUCUUAUUAUUAUUAUUAUUAUUAUUCUUCUUCUUCUUCUUCUUCUUCUUCUUCUUCUUCUUCUUCCGCCGCUUUUAAAUUUGAACUUGUCCGCACCCGUUCUCCAAAACCGCUUGUCAGAUUAACUUAGGGUUUCACAAUAUGUUAGACUAACAUGUCUAGUGGUGCAAUCAGGGUUUUGUUUGUGCAAUGGGGUUUAUAAAGGGGUACUUUGAGGGGCAAAAAGAAAAGAGGGUUUUGCUAUAGAACCCUAUGGGAUUUUAUUUUUUUAAAUUUUCAAAUGAUUAUCAAUUGAAAACCGUUCGUGAUAGACACAAUCUUUUUAAUUGAAAAUGUUCUAAAUGAUAAAGUCCAUUAAAUGAAAUACAGGGUUAGUCCCCAGGGGUCACCCCCACCCCCUGCUAUUUAAGAAAGUUCUAAUACCUUGUAAGUGGUCAAGAUCCCCACCCCUAAACCAUAUAUAUUCUGGUUUGUCAUGCUAAGAUGGUUUGAAUGAUAUACAGGAUUAGUCCCCAGGGGUCAUCCCGACCCCCUGCCAUUUGAGAAAGUUCUAAUAUCUUGUAAAUGGUCGAGAUCCCCACCCCUAAACUAUAUAUAUUCUGUUUUGUCAUGAUAAAGCACAUCAAAUGUAAUACAGGGUUAGUCCCCAGGGGUCACCCCCACCCCCUGCCAUUUAAGAAAGUUCUAAUAUCUUGUAAAUGGUCGAGAUCCCCACCCCUAAACCAUAUAUAUUCUGGUUUGUCAUGAUAAAGCACAUCAAAUGUUAUACAGGGUUAGUCCCCAGGGGUCACCCCCACCCCCUGCCAUUUAAGAAAGUUCUAAUAUCUUCUAAGUGGUCAAGAUCCCCACCCCUAAACCAUAUAUAUUCUGGUUUGUCAUGCUAAGAUGGUUUGAAUGAUAUACAGGAUUAGUCCCCAGGGGUCAUCCUGACCCCCUGCCAUUUGAGAAAGUUCUAAUAUCUUGUAAAUGGUCGAGAUCCCCACCCCUAAACCAUAUAUAUUCUGGUUUGUCAUGAUAAAGCACAUCAAAUGUUAUACAGGGUUAGUCCCCAGGGGUCACCCCCACCCCCUGCCAUUUAAGAAAGUUCUAAUAUCUUCUAAGUGGUCAAGAUCCCCACUCCUAAACCAUAUAUAUUCUGGUUUGUCAUGCUUAGAUGGUUUGAAUGAUAUACAGGGUUAGUCCCCAGGGGUCAUCCCGACCCCCUGCCAUUUGAGAAAGUUCUAAUAUCUUGUAAAUGGUCGAGAUCCCCACCCCUAAACCAUAUAUAUUCCUAUUUGUCAUGUCUCGAACAUUUGAAUGACGUAUACGGUCCGUCCCCAGGGGUUCCCCCCACCCCCAAUGUUCUAAUAUCUUGUAAAUGGUUGAGAUCCCCACCCCUAAACCAUAUAUAUUCCUGUUCGUCAUGUAAUGAAAAUUUGAAUGACGUAUAGGGCCAGUCCCCAGGGGUUCCUCCCCACCCCAAUGUUCUAGUAUCUUGUAAAUGGUCGAGAUCCCCACCCCUAAACCAUAUAUAUUCUGGUUUGUCAUGCCAAGAUGAUUUGAAUGAUAUACAAGGUUAGUCCCCAGGCAUCACUAAUGCAUAUAACUUUACUGGACCAAACCAAUUUUCACUGGACGUUGCCCAAUGUUAGGCGACCCUGGGAAUUACGAAUUAUGGGAGCUUCGUUUGGGAGACUUCGUAACAGCAUCCUGUUACAAUCAUUUCUUGUUAUUUCAUGAAAUCCUUUGAGCCUUAGAAAUAUACAUUUUAUUGCAGUUCGACAAGAGAAAUUAAUGUACACAUAUGAUACAAGAAUAUCCAGUUUCAAAACAUAUUUGCACACAUUUCUGUUCGGCUUAUUUCGGAAAUAGGUCAUACAAUUACGUAUCAGAUUUGGUACAUUGAAUAGAAUAAGGUUGAAUAUCAAGUUUCCUUAGCGUUUGUAUUUUAUAAUAAGAGCUGUAUUUAACCUUAUCAUUUAUUCAAACAGAUCCACCAUUAUAUCGCAACAAGGUCGAAAUUUUAAAGCAACUUAUAUAUUGUAACCUUGUGGAUGUCAUCGGCAAGGAAAAAACUGAAAUUUGUUUGGUAAUUGUUAUGAGGUAUCAAAUGAAAUGCAUAUUGUCUUUUGAAUAAUGAAAAUAACACUUUAUAAUUUAAUUUUGGAUGUAACGCGUCUUCCGAUUGGCUGACGUUGUUUUGUUUAUCAGCUCAUAGACAUAAUUUUGUCAUUUGACCUUGACGUCAUCAACGGUUUUUCAUGAUUUACUCCGGUUUGAAAUGGAAUUAAGAAUUGAAUUAUAAGAAAUGACUGUAAUAUUUUUCUGUCUAUUCGAAAUAACAUAAAAAAUGUGGCGCACACUUUAAAAUAACCCGCUACGCGGGUUAUUCAGUGUGCACCACAUUUUUGAUGUUAUUUCUUCAUAGACAGAAAUAAUAUUACAGUCAUUCCUUAAAUAAAUGUGGUGCGUCCGAAGCUCUUUUCUAAAUUUACCUUCAGCAGGAUCAAAGUAGUCCUUUAUUGGUCGAGAUAACUAAUAAAUUAUAACAUAAUGUUCCGAGGUUUGGUGGUUAUGACCUUGUUGGUCUCGUGGUAGCACGAUGGCAUCGAAAAUGAGUUCCGGGGGCUUAGUGCAUAGUUAUAUCAGAUGAAUAUUACAAGACUGAUUUACUGCUUGCCUUCUAAGGUGUAUGCCCGGUUUGGUUGAAAUGUCUUUAUAUGGUCUGAUACCUUGUGGUUUGGCAGGUAUGAGUUAUUACGGAAAGCAGUAUAUUCAUGUCCUCGUCCUGAACAUGCAUAUUUGCAGUGAACGUUGAGCAAACCACGGUUUUUUAAUUCAAAAGAAUUUCAAUACAUUUACUGGGAACGACAUUUGCUUUGAACAUCAGAUUGAAUUUAAUGUUUUUAACUUACCUUAAUUAUACUUUUUAGCUGAGCCACAAAAUGGUAAACGUAAAUUACAAUACUAUACAUUUUGUAGUUACAUAUAUGUUUAGAUUUGUCAUUUUUGUACAGGACUAAAUUUCAUUUUGUAUGACAUUGAUUCAUUUUAUAGUAUAUUAUUUUUAAAGACAAAUGAAGGUUUUCUUUGUUGUUAAGUAAAAGUUUUCAAAUUUUAAUAUUGUUAUUUGUAUAUAAACUUUUCGUUACACCUAUUCAUUUCAUGAAAUUUUUUUCCAUUGUUGCUCAAUGUAAAUAAUUUAAUAUAUUGUAAAUAGUCGUAUUUUUAUACUUCAUAGAAUAGCAAAAAUAUUUCAAUUACUGAAUAUAUCAUUUUGAAGAGAUAUGCUUCGCACAGUUAUUGUCUUAUUUUACUUUUUUGUGUUUUUUGAAAGACUAAAGGUGGUACCCAACACCUUGACUAAUAUUAAUUUGGCUCGUUUUAAUUUUCAUAAAAUUUAGACAAAAUGUUUACUUUGACCCUUUGACAAAAAUAUAAAAAUUUCAAAAAAUUUCAACCAACAACUUUAUCAGAAAAAUUUCAUUGGUUAUAUAGCAGUUUGACAAACACUAAUUUUGAUCAUUGAGAAGCUUAAUAUUUCCUUAACAAUACAACGUGAUUAAAACGUCUAGCUGAUUUUUACAGAGUUAUCUCCCUGUAGUGUUAGGUACCACCUUAAACACACUUGGAUGUAUUGUUUUGACCAUACGGAAACGUUACACAGUUACACAGUAAAAAGCAUUUGACCAAUCACAAAUUUUGACCUUUUUAUUUCAACAAAAUCCAUUAAAAUAAUCACUUUUGAUACACAAGACACUUUGCAUAGAAAUCAGACAUUCAAAAGCAAACCAUUUCAAAUAUUUUUAGAUCUUUUCCUUUGUACAUAUGAAUUAUAAAAAAAUAUAUUUGCAUCAUUAUCACAUGAGCAUUAUAAUAAACGGUAACUUCUUCAAUGGUCCAACAUUUGUGCUACGAAAAUCACAGAAUAUCUAUCCCUUUCAUUGAAAAUUUUGAAGAUUUUCUCAAAAUAUAAAAAAAAAAGACUCCUAAAGAUUAGUGGUUACUCCAGUUUGUUUACCGUCAUCAGAUAUUAAUUUAAACGGAAACAGAUUAACGAAUGGUCUGCGUUCUAUGUCAGGAAGUGACCGAUAUUGAUGCAUGUUAAAUAGUUUUUUGUUUGUGAUUAAGAUAUUUCUAAUACACUAAAGCCCUGUUGUCACUAUCAAAGUUUCCCUUUCAAAGAUUUGGAAUAAGAAAAUUUGGUCAAAGUCAUCUGUUGUAACUAUAAAAAAUUUUCACCAAAAACUCGGUCAAAGAAAAAGCCGAAUUACAAUACACACACAAAGAAAAUUCCUCUAAUAUCAUCACAGAAUGACUGCAUUGCACUUUCAAUGUGUAUUCUGUUUAUUACCAAUCGGAUAAAAUGAAUUAGAAAUCAUCCAAGAGUGAGAAACUGCUAAGAAAAAGACAGAAAAGUACCCUCUCCUUCAAAAACUUCAUAGUGAGGAACCAGUCGAAUUCAAGAAUUCAAGAAUAAUUUAAGAAUGGACAAAGCAUUCAAUCUACUUCUUUGAAAAGUUGAACCACUGAUCGAAAUAAAUUUAAUGAACUCAUCCAUCAUUUCAUUUCUCUCAUAGCAAUCUUCCUUAGUCUAACUCGAACUAAUCCUGCUUUUCCUUCAAAUUUUACCAUUUCUAAAUUGCACUAUCAUUGGAUAAUUCCCGUCAAAGGUCAUCCAAGGUUCAAUAAAAAGAAUGAGAUUCAAUUCCAUCAAAAUCCUUCAAAUUUAUUUAUCAAACGUUUUUUUUUACGGUUGUCACUUUCAAAAUUCCUUCAAAAACUUGGUGUAAGUGGCAAUAGGCCUUUAUGUCUAUUGAAAUUUUCUAUUUCGUUUUGUAUCAUAAUAGAUAAUUUACUUUUGAUGGUUCCUUGUCCAUUUCAUAUUAACAUAUUUGAAAUUAGCCAAACAUCAAACAAAUCAUUUCAUCAUUCAUAUAUUUUUUAACAUUUUGUUUUGUUAUAUUUUUGCCACAUUGUAUCAUUUCAAUCUGAAGAUUGUUUAGGUGUUGUACAGUAAUGAUUCCAAAAAACAUAUGUCUGGUAUUUCACACUCUUAUUGAAUCUAGUACAUGUGAAUUCAACUUUUUCUUUAAUUCAUUCGAAAUUGAUAAAGUCUGUCAUUAAAGAUGACUGUCUAAAAGAGAGCGUGUUUAAAGAAACUGUUCGUGACAAAAAAGACAUAGUGUUUAUCAGUCAUUCUAUGUAAUUUGUACUUUUAUUGUUUUCCGUAUUCUCUACGGUUGGAUUUAAUUUCAUUACCGACAUUGUGUUUUUUAAUUUACCCUCAGUCUGUGUGUACUACAGCUGUGGUUGUCGUUUCUGCUUGUAAAUUGUUUAAUACUGAAAUUAAAAGCUUACAGAACAAAGUAUAAAAACAAAAAUAUACAUAUGGCAUAUUUUUGUUAAGGCCUGGGCUGAUAUGCAUAAAACUACCUAUGUUGAGAUUUGUUCCGAACGGAAGGAUUUUUCUACAUGUCCUACGAUAAAUUAGUACUACGAUGGGAUAUCUUAACUUAAGUGGUUUUAUGCAAAUCAGCCCUGAUAAGAAAACUCUUCUGUUGUCCUAUUCUGUUUUUCAGCUUUUUGCUAUGUUCAUAAGAAAUUAGUCAUAAAAAAAGUAUGGAAAGCAAAGAUGUGUUGUUUCAGAAAAAAAUAUUCUAACAAUCCAACUAUCCUUUUCCACAAAACAUUGUUCAUUUAUCAUUGCUAAAACACUGAAUCGCCUGAUAAAACUAUGCGCUUUUUACAGAGUCUAUAGCGUGCAUGCAGUAUCAUUCGAAAGUACAACUAACCCAUUCUUGGGCAUUUGUUGAUGUGCUAUAUUAAUAAAAAUGUUUAUAUUACUUUUUGAAUCCUUGUGUUUAUAUAUAAUAUAUAGUAUACUUAUCAUAACUUACAUUGUAACUAUUGUUUACAAUGUGUAUUUGCAAUUGACAUUUAUUAUUAAACUGUUUUGAAUAAAGAUCAUUGAGACUA
Molecule: messenger RNA, 9543 nt
Organism: Mytilus californianus (California mussel)
Lineage: Eukaryota; Metazoa; Mollusca; Bivalvia; Mytilida; Mytilidae
Exons: 2
Coding region: 994-3057 (687 amino acids)
Source: RefSeq, a predicted model, not a curated record